AUGUCAUCCCCGUAUCCAGCACUCCAGCCCGACGUGAUUCCACGCGCCACGCUCAGCACGUACACCUCCAAGCAGCAAUUCAGCGACUGGCGAUCCCAGCUGCUAAUCUCUGUGCUCAAGCUCGGCGGUGUACCAUCCCACAUAGGUUUCAUUAUGGAUGGCAACCGGCGAUUCGCCCGGCAGCACAACCUAGCGAUAAAGAGUGGCCACGAGGGUGGCUUCCUGGGGCUACGGCGCGUGCUUGAAUUCUGCCUGCGUCUCCACGUACGCACUGUCUCCGUAUACGCUUUCUCCAUCGAGAAUUUCAACCGGGGGGAUGACGAGGUGGAAUACUUGAUGGGGCUCGCGAGUGAAAAGCUCGCCGAGAUCGCGCAGCACGGUGAUAUCGUGCAGCAGCAUAAUGUACGUAUAGCCGUGCUGGGCGCGACCCACCUCCUGCGCGCCGACGUGCGCGCCAAGCUGGUGGAGAUCGAGACGCGCACGCAGCACAACGACGGGGCUACGCUCAACAUAUGCAUGCCGUACACGAGCAGAGACGAGAUGUCCACCGCAAUGCUCCACAGUGGCGGGGACAGACGCGCUUUCGACGCCCACCUCAUGACGCACCACUCUCCCCCACUAGACAUCCUCGUUCGCUCCUCUGCCGUCAACCGCUUCAGCGACUUCCUCAUGUUCCAGGCUUCCCUCCACAACACCCACGUGCAAGUCGUCGAUGCGUUCUGGCCGGAUAUCGGCAUCGCUGAACUCGUCCCCGUGCUGCUCAACUGGCAGCGCAAGCGCUGGUCGGCGAGUCUGGCAGCCGGAGCAAGCUAG
Messenger RNA from Wallemia ichthyophaga EXF-994, 813 nucleotides. RefSeq lists its product as uncharacterized. Gene Ontology annotation, cellular component: endoplasmic reticulum; dehydrodolichyl diphosphate synthase complex; lipid droplet. The coding region runs from base 1 to 813 and encodes 270 amino acids. The record is from RefSeq and is a predicted model, not a curated record. NCBI's taxonomy places the organism in Eukaryota, Fungi, Basidiomycota, Wallemiomycetes, Wallemiales, Wallemiaceae. The transcript has a single exon. Gene Ontology annotation, molecular function: ditrans,polycis-polyprenyl diphosphate synthase [(2E,6E)-farnesyl diphosphate specific] activity.